Bombus impatiens (common eastern bumble bee) is the source of this 3892-nucleotide messenger RNA. RefSeq lists its product as uncharacterized. The record is from RefSeq and is a predicted model, not a curated record. Bases 195 to 3245 code for a protein of 1016 amino acids. Lineage: Eukaryota; Metazoa; Arthropoda; Insecta; Hymenoptera; Apidae. The transcript has 2 exons.
CAUGAUAGGAUAUCGAAAUAAAUGAAAAAAAUAAAUGAUAUAAAUAAUAGGUGAAGCCUCCGUUAGCAAGAUGGAAAUUUUAUCGUUGGUUAAAAUGGGCGAUCAACGAAGGAAUAAUCGAUCCAGUUGAAUAUUUCGUACCGAUUCGAUCUCUGAAAAUAGUCAGCCCUUUGAGGAAAUGCGAGGAUAGCGUGAUGAACAAAUACAUUACGACAAUUACAGAGAAAGAUCUUCAAGAUGAAACUGUCAAUGAUAAGUCGAAAACAGACGAAACAAGUCAGAAAGAUAGGGCUCGUGAAAUGUCGAAGGAGGAGAAGAAAAUUUCGCCAGAUUUUUCAGAGGACAUCAGCUUCUGGGCAGAUUUUAACAAAAUGGAACCCUACGUGAAAGACGUACAUUUUUUCUAUAAACUAGAUUACUUUCAAUACAGUAUGAAACUGUCAGAUCGAUUUGCAUCGAAACAACCAAACGAUGAAAAAUCUGAAACUAAAAAAGAGAGUAAGAAAGGUAGCAGGAGAAGUUCACCGUCUAAAACAACGUUCAAAAACUCUGAAUUUAUCGACACUUAUAGUUGGCCUCAAAAAAUGUUAAAAACCAGAAACGAGCCGCUAUAUCUCUUCACCGAUUCGUUGGAAGAGAAAUUCUUUCUCAUCGACUUUGCAACGUUCCAAGUUUCCAUCGAAAUUGUCGAAGACGCCGACGAUGAAACUUCAAUUCCCAGAACCAAAUUAAAGGGAAAUAAAGAUUGUCUAAGUAUAGAAGAGCAUUGUUGGUUUCGUAAGCCAGAAAAAUCCAUCUUCUUCGUCUCCGUUUUAACUGCUGGCACAAAAUCAACCGUGAUGGAAAUAGAUCGAGGGAGACACCUUUUACGAGUUUACUGUCACUCAGAAUCCAAUUGCCUUAUAUCUAUCUCAUCGGAUACGGUUUUCCACGUGGGGGACAGGCGAAGGAUGUAUCAACUAAUGUGCACAGAAUCUGAAACGGUCGAUCAGAUGGCGAGGCACAUCAGCAACUCCGUCUGUAGCGUCUAUCAAGCGUUUGGCACUGAAAGAUACUCGGAAGCCUUGAAAAUUUACUACAAAAGUUACUUGCCACCGGUUGAAGAUCGAGAGAUGAGGGACAAGUUGUUUUAUAAUCAGAUACACGACUACUUUAUCGAGGAACAAGUACAAUUAAUUAGAAAAAUCAUGCCUGAAGACGAGGUUCCAGGUGUUUUACGAGCUCUGAGAAUAUUUUUUCUCAAUCAUACUGUUGGCUUAGAAUGCUUCAAAAACGCAACGAUCGUGUUGAAGAACUUGCUGAACAAAACGAGAAGCUUGAUUGAGAAUAGAAGAUACGCUAGUCAGCAUCCCACGGAAAAAAUUAUUGAACAAAAUAAGGCUGCAGCUGUUAUUCAAGCGUUUUUCAAAACGAUUACCAUUAGGAGAUAUUUGAAAAUACAUAAUCCUCGUCACGAACAGUAUAAUCAAGUUUUACAGAAUCUACUGAAAGUUGCAGAAUUGUAUAAUUAUAAUAAGCGAGAAUCCUUAGCUAAUCAGGUACUGAGGAAUAUAUUAAAACAUCAUGAUAAAUUACGUGACAUUUACUAUUUUUCUAAAGACUUCGAGUACACCUUGCAAGCGCAAGAAUUGAAAGGGACGGUGACAAAUAUCACGCCAAACCAAUGGCUCCCUAUUAUAAGAUUCGUGGUGAAUCCUCAACCCUCAGAGACAGUGUUUGCCAGUAUAGAUUUAUUUGUUAACCUACCAAAGUAUAGUGUACGCAUGUUUAAAAAUGAGACAGGUGAAGAAAUACAACGAGUGGUAAACAAUGUGGUUCCAACUCGGUACCAGCAUACGAAACUAGGUUACACUAUCUUCUGCUAUGGUUGGAGCGAAGAUCAAACGUUGAAAGAGUUACCUUGGUCCUUAAAUAUAAUUACAAUGAAAGGGCGACCUGUGUUCUAUUUUUUAAUUGACGAAGUAUCGUUUCUCACGAUUAACAUGCCUCCUAUAUUAGCUAUAGAAGAAUUGUCCAACAGUUAUAUUCCUAAUUCGAGAAAUUAUAUUUCCAAGUGGAUCGUUCGAGUGGUGAAACCUAGUUUGGUCUCGUUUAGAUUAAGAGUAUCGUAUGAGAAAGUAAGAAUGAGAUUGAGAGUCAUCGAUGAGGAAGGUCAAGUGUUGUCGCAAAUAAAAGGUACUUGUGUAGUUAUUUUGCCGAUGGUGUAUUUGGAAUUUCGAAGAAGUUCUACUGAAAUUACACUUGAAAGGGAUAAUUCUGAUAACAUCGACGAAGAGAAUUCUAGCGAAGAGAAAGUUGAUAGCAACGAAAGUAGAAGUAAGGAUGAUGUGAUAGCUCACACGAUUUAUCACGUAGAAGCGUCAGUGCUUGGAAACAGCUGGCCAUUGACUGAUACAGAAUGGAGUCUUGUGUCAGAAUUCAAAGUGAAACCGACAGGCUCUGUUAUUAAAAAGAAACUACCACCUUUUUCGAAUACAGGAAGACUGUCAAAGAGUGAGUCGUUAAGGUCGAGGAGAGUUUCGAAGCAGUCUGUUGAAAGUGUUCCGGCUGUCGAGUCGCCUUAUUGGAUUCUUCAAGUAGUUACUGAUUCUGGAAGCGGAUUAAAGAUAUCCCAAGAUAGGACGAAGGAAAGGGAGAUAGCGAGGAUGAAGGAAGCCUGGGCGAAAGAGAAUCCUGACAGCUUGCAGCGUGGUAGAGAACUCCGUGAAGCUUUCAUAAAGAAACACGAGAUCAAGUCGAAAUGCUCAGCGGAUUCGUUCGAAAAGAAACCUUCGAGUCAUUCCGAGAAAUCGUUGACGAAAAGGGAGAGCCAUCGUUUGUCGCACAUCCAGACAUCCAGGAUUUCAAUGGCUCAUUUGGAGAAGAGGACGUUGAAGCCACCUCCGUCCCUUCGUAGACUUCCACCCUUGGAUUUGACUAUCUACGAGGUCAAAGAGGACGAGGAGGACGAAGCAUGGGUAAAGAUGGAGUCGGAUGAAGAAAUGAUGCGAAAUAUUCGUAUAAUGAAUAUCUUGUACGCUCAGGAAGACUACGCGUAUUUUCUCGAAGAUCUGAACAAGCUAUAUAAAAGACAGAAGUACCAGUACGAAACAUUGUAUGGAAGAUAUAUAGAUGCAUUUUUUGAUAGAAGAGGAAUGUUGGAAGACGUGUACGAAGCUCGAAAAGGAUAUAUAGCUAGUACGAAGCCUGUAGCUGCUUCGAGCACCAAGUCUACUAAGAGAAGCAAGAAAUCUAAGAAAACCUAGACCAAUUAAUUUUAGAAUAAUUUACAUUAAUUUUAAUUCAGUAAUUUACCAUCGCAAGUAAAUAUUUGGUUAAUGUAGUUAUGCUAGAUUAAAUAGUCAGAACAAAUUGUGUUGUAUUUAAUAAGAAGAUGAGAAUAGGAAGAAGACACUUCACCAGUGUGAACCUGUUAUUUACUAUACUUGAAAUAAUCUUCCAAAUUUCUAGCUCUCUUCUCAUUACAUAGUCAAAUUACUUGAAUUCCAGUAAAUGAAUUAAUCCGAACAAGAUUUAAGAUGUUUAAACGCUAUUUAUGUUAAGUUGCAUCCUUUAAGUUCUGCCUCUUAAAAACUUAAGAAAUACACACGAAGGCCAAUAUACCUUAGCAUUUACAUAUUCACGACACCCGGUUCACAAGAAAAGUAUCUUUAAUUGCUGCAUGAACCUUGUGCUUACUAAUCGUUGUAACCGCCAGCGUCAUGUAUAUUCCGGUGCAGCGACAUUCCUGGCGCCGCGGAUUCCACCAGCUUCGAGUCCUCCUCGAAGCGAAUAAUCUGCGUAUUACGUUCUAAACGAUAACGAUCGAUGAUUCAGCGGGACCCUUUAAACAGCCACGAUUUUUCAUCGCCACUUAUCUAGAUCGGUGGUCGGUCAGGGACACAUUGAACGA